UCCUCUUAAAGUUGCGUCUGCAUUCUGAUUGUAAACAAAGACAUCCUUCACCACGGCGGAGGACAGAGAAGACGAUUGAACUGAGUUUCCACGAAGUUAACGCCAUGAAACGAACUAAAAUGCGAUUUUGGUUUUUCAUACUACUAAAGUGUUUCCUGACUGGAAAUCUAGUUGAACCCUCUCCUCUGUCCUCCGCCGCCCCCUCUCAGUCCAUCAUGUCCAAAGUUGGGAACCAGGUCGUCCUUCCCUGCAGCUGGAAGUCGAACCUGGGAGAGGUGGCUUCUUCUGCCUGCCACAUCCAGUGGGUGGCUCCCCCGAAAACCAUACUGGAACAGAGGGGAGAGGAGAGGUGGCAGGCAGGGAGGUUCAUGGGCCGGCUGGAGGUGCCUCAGGAGAAACUGGAGUCUGGAGACUGUUCUCUGAUCAUCAAUGAUGUCCAGAUUGAAGACACGGGAAAAUACGAGAGCUUUGUGGUGGUGGAGGGGGUGAUGUCCAGAAAAGAACGGCUCUUUAUUCAUGGUGUCAAGCUUUUUGUGACCGACCACAAGUCCCAGUAUUCCCGUCAUCAUGGGGAAGAGUUGGAAUUGGAGCUCCAUAGCCCAAGCUCCUUUAGAGUGGUCUUCCAGGGCAGGAACAGCUCAGAGUGGUCAGACCUGUGGAUGAGGGGGGAUAAAAACAGCCAGCGUCUGGAGAAACACCCACGUCAGGAAAAGUUAAAGAUAAAGCAGCUGCAGGGCUCAGAUGAGGGAACAUACAAGGUCUUAGACGAACACGGCCUCGCUGUGAGCACCGUGCAGCUCUACAUGAGAGAAAAAUCCUCCUCUUUUGAAGUCCACCAAAAGCGGAUAGAUGAACUAACAGAUGCCGCUGCCAAAAGCAGCUACUCAGCUCUACUUAUCUUGUCUUUUCUUGUUUCAAAUUUCCAAAUUCUUCAUCUUCUCUGAAGCAGUUUCCUCCGUAAAAAAUAAAAACAGACUACAGAUGUUAACCCAGAUCACUAAUACCAGCAACUCGAGGAUUUAUAUGAAAACAUCCAUUUAUUGUGUGUGGGUCUUUAUCCUGACAAAUCCUUUUGUAGAUCACUUAAACACCAUUUGAAUUGCCUGUUGUGGAAAACACCCCACGGUGACAUAGUCUUAGGUCUUUAAUUCAUUUUAGAAUCCAUGCUUUGUUAAAAAGCUGCAGCACAUGACUGAUAUUGAUGGGAAACUGCUGACUAGCAUUUUUUUUUGCUGCAGACUGAACACGCUUGAAUACUCGAGAGCCUAGAAAUAAAGAAAAGCCUUGUUUUAAUAUCUGCUCCGCGAAACGUAUGACGUAAUAGUAAUGAAAAGAUUUUCGACAACGGCCAUGUUUUUGUCACUUCUUCAUUGUACUGAAUUAAACAUGUUUGCGGUGAACUUCGAUCUUAUACGAUAAGUUGGCAGCGGCAAAUUCUCUAUCGGUGGUUUCGAAGUGAAUUUUAGGGCAGAUGUGCUUCAGCUUUUUCUCUAAAAAGCCAAUGGUGUUUUCACAGAUUAGCAAACCAAAAGUUGUUCUUGGUGAUGGCUUCUCAUUGAUAUAUUAAGCAUUAGAAAAGCUUUUCUUGUCCAGUAGUAGCAUCUUGACAUAUAAAUGGCUGACUUCUUGUUCUUUUUCAGUCAACACGAGUGUACCUGCUUGGUUAUCCAUCAGCUGGUAGUUAGUUUGAAUGGUUGUGGGCACUUCUCAUGAAAAAUAUAUAAUCAGUCUUGCUUGACAUUAGAUGUAAUUGUCAAUGAUGUAUUUACAAAAUGGUUAACAUCAAAUAUAACAGUCUGAACAUCCAAUCAAAUGGGAAAUGGCAAGCUGUGUUUAGAAGCACCCUGAAAUUUGACUUUUUGUCAGUGUGAAGGUCCUCAGAAGCUCCAUCCAAUAUCUGGCUUUUAGUUUUAGAUCUGAGGGAAAUUUAUCCUCAUAUCUAAAACCAAAACACAGACAAAGAAGUUUCACACAGACUCAGAGUGUCAAAUUUCACAUUGUCUGUAGACACACCGUGCUGUUGUGACAAAGAUUACCUCUCAUGGUUAAACGAAAUUUAAUGAAAAAAAUGUUUUGAAUGCUUGUUGCAUUUCUAAAAAUGAUCACUAUUAUCCUUUAUAACAAAUGUAUGCUUUGAAAAUUUGAGCUUA
This is a messenger RNA of Menidia menidia (Atlantic silverside), 2150 nucleotides long. The record is from the annotation of a GenBank genome assembly. Lineage: Eukaryota; Metazoa; Chordata; Actinopteri; Atheriniformes; Atherinopsidae.